Molecule: messenger RNA, 1702 nt
Organism: Xiphophorus maculatus (southern platyfish)
Lineage: Eukaryota; Metazoa; Chordata; Actinopteri; Cyprinodontiformes; Poeciliidae
Exons: 4
Coding region: 154-1527 (457 amino acids)
Molecular function (GO): protein binding
Source: RefSeq, a predicted model, not a curated record
UCGACCGUCUUCCGGUGUAAACACAAGGCUGCAGUUAGAAUAAAUUCGCCGAAAACUUUAAAAUAGCGAUCCAUUAAAAAGCCUAAAUUAUUAACAGUAUAUUUACGCACUAGGUUUGUUGACUGUUGUUCUAUACGCUGAGUGCAUGAAGUAAUGGAAGGACCACCGCAGCUACCACCUGAACUUUGGGUUUAUGUGUUUAGCUAUCUUAGCACAGAGGAAAAACACACGGUUCGCUCCUGCUGCAGGCACUUAAAGAAGCUUAUCGACCACCCAUCCCUAUGGAAGGACUACACUGUGGUGAUGUCCGAACUUCGCCGCUACACUUACGGCUUCUGGCACACAUUGAAUUAUCGCAAGCUCACCCGGGUGGCUGUGCGACACCUGCGGCGAAAAGAGUGGCGACGUUUGGUAAAGUUCCUCCCGUCGCUCACUGCCAUAGUAUUUGUAGAUGGCGGGCGACAAUAUAAAGAGAAAUACAUGGACAACCUUGCCCGAUUUCCCAACCUACGGGACCUCGGGGUACGGAACGCUACCUGGGAUGAAGCGUUGCUUGGCCACAGCCUAACGGAGCACCUUCAGGAGCGCCUCACACACCUGAGCGUGUGCAACGUGCGGCUGCCCAACACUGUGGAGUUCAUCAAAACUGUGUCCCAGCUGGUCAACCUGCGCUUCCUCCUUUUCCACCAGCAGAGUGAGGGUUACGGGCUGGACACGGUGAGGCCUGUUCCCCGCAACGACUUCCACGCCAUGUUGCUGAAGCUGAAGAAGCUGAUCCACCUUUCCUGGGGGAUGAAGGGGGAGCCACCAGAACCGCUUCCUGACGACUACUUGAGUCCACCGAAUCCAGAACAGCCAGGAAUGUCUUCGUACGGCGGCCCGGCGCUGACCAGUCUGGAGCUUGUGGACUAUCCAGAGACUAUCCUCCCUGAAAAUGCUCUGAGGAGUCUGACCUCACUUCGGUCUCUUGCUGUCCGCUACAGGUACAUCAGAGAAGGGAUUGAGUGUCGACUCAGGUCCUGGCUGACCCCUCUGCGACAGUUGGAGUCACUCACCAUCAUCGGUGGGAACUCCCUUGCUACUUAUACAACCACCAUCCCACCCAGUGUGACCAGGCUGACACUGCGAGUAGCUAUAACGCUGAAAGACAUGGACUCCAUUGCUCCUAAAGUUCCAGGACUGGAGCACCUGGACAUUGAGCAGAACCGUUCUAGUGGAAGCCUCUGCAGACGGAUCCCCAUGCUAUUUCCUCAUCUCAAGACUCUUAGGAUACGAUUUUUCCGCCGGGAGCCAGAGAAAGAUCUCCUUAGUCUCCACAAACUGCGACACCUGGUGCAGCUGGAGCUCCUGGUUGAGCGCUCCUUCAUUCUGAGGGAUUACCUGAACGGCCACCCGUGGCCCAGCCCCUGUGUGCAGGAGCUCAUCAAUGAGCUUCGGGAUCUGUCAGAGAACAGGAUCACUGUUAUCACCACAAUGCGCCAGAGAAACCUUUUAAGAGAGUGUGACUGUUUGUGGGAGGGGGACUGAUCUGCUUUAUAUAGGGCAAGACAAGAAGCACACGGUUCAUAAAGUGCAAUACUCAAGGACAGAGUCAAAAAAAAAGUUCAGAGGUGAAAGCUGCAGUGGUUGCCAGUUUUUCUAAAAUAAAACAUUUGGAUUCUGUAUGUACGCAUUUCUUAAUAAAUUGACAUUCAUAUCAGUG